AUGGGGGAAUCGGAGAAGUUUCACUACAUCUAUAGUUGUGACCUGGACAUCAACGUCCAGCUCAAGAUAGGAAGUUUGGAAGGGAAGAGAGAACAGAAGAGCUACAAGGCUGUCCUAGAAGACCCGAUGCUGAAGUUUUCUGGUCUAUACCAAGAGACCUGCUCUGAUCUUUACGUUACGUGUCAAGUUUUUACAGAGGGGAAGCCUUUGGCCUUGCCAGUGAGAACAUCCUAUAAGGCUUUUAGUACAAGAUGGAACUGGAAUGAAUGGCUAAAAUUACCUGUAAAGUAUCCUGACCUGCCCAGGAAUGCCCAGGUGGCCCUGACCAUAUGGGAUGUGUAUGGACCAGGAAAAGCAGUGCCUGUGGGAGGAACGACAGUUUCUCUCUUUGGAAAAUAUGGCAUGUUCCGCCAAGGGAUGCAUGACUUGAAAGUCUGGCCUAAUGUAGAAGCAGAUGGAUCAGAACCCACAAAAACUCCUGGCAGAACAAGCAGUACUCUCUCAGAAGACCAGAUGAGUCGUCUUGCCAAGCUCACUAAGGCUCAUCGGCAAGGACAUAUGGUGAAAGUAGAUUGGCUGGACAGAUUGACAUUUAGAGAAAUAGAAAUGAUAAAUGAGAGUGAAAAACGAAGUUCUAAUUUCAUGUACUUGAUGGUUGAGUUUCAGUGCGUCAAGAGUGAAGAUAAGGAAUAUGGUAUUGUAUAUUAUGAAAAGGAUGGUGAUGAAUCAUCUCCGAUUCUUACAAGCUUUGAGAUAGUGAAAGUCCCUGAUCCUCAUAUGUCUAUGGAGAAUUUAGUUGAGAGCAAACACCACAAGCUUGCCCGGAGUUUAAGAAGUGGACCAUCUGACCACGAUCUCAAACCUAAUGCUGCCACAAGAGAUCAACUAAAUAUUAUUGUGAGUUAUCCACCUACCAAACAACUAACAUAUGAAGAACAAGAUCUUGUUUGGAAGUUUAGAUACUAUCUUACUAAUCAAGAGAAAGCUUUGACAAAAUUCUUGAAAUGUGUUAACUGGGAUCUACCUCAAGAGGCCAAACAGGCAUUGGAACUUCUGGGAAAAUGGAAACCAAUGGAUGUAGAAGAUUCUCUGGAACUGUUAUCCUCUCAUUACACCAAUACAACAGUGAGGCGUUACGCUGUUGCCAGGUUGCGGCAGGCAGAUGAUGAGGACUUGUUGAUGUACCUAUUACAGUUGGUCCAGGCUCUCAAAUAUGAAAAUUUUGAUGACAUAAAGAAUGGAUCAGAGUCUUCCACUAAGGAUAGUCAGAUUUCCACAUCAGAGAGUAUGUCAAAUUCUGGGAUAAAUUCUGCAGAAAUUGAUAGCUCCCAAAUUAUAACCAGUCCUCUUCCUCCAGUGUCUUCCCCUCCUCCUGCAUCUAAAACAAAAGAGGGUUCAGAUGGUGAAAAUCUGGAACAAGAUCUCUGUACCUUCUUGAUAUCAAGAGCCUGCAAAAACUCAACACUGGCUAAUUAUUUAUACUGGUAUGUGGUUGUGGAAUAUCAAGAUCAAGAUACUCAACAGAGAGAUCCAAAGACCCAUGAGAUGUACUUUAAUGUAAUGAGAAGAUUAAGCCAUGCAUUGCUGAAGGGUGAUAAGUCUGCCAGAGUUACGCGCUCUUUGCUGGCUGCACAGCAAACGUUUGUAGAUCGGUUGGUGCAUCUGAUGAAGGCAGUGCAGCGUGAAAGUGGCAAUCGGAAAAAAAAGAGUGCCCUCAUGCCUGCACAGUUAUUCUUUAAGACUGAAGAUGGUGGCAAGUAUCCAGUUAUAUUUAAGCAUGGAGAUGAUUUGCGCCAGGAUCAACUUAUUCUUCAAAUAAUUUCACUCAUGGAUAAGCUGUUACGUAAAGAAAACCUGGAUUUGAAGUUGACACCUUAUAAAGUAUUAGCUACUAGUACAAAACAUGGCUUCAUGCAGUUUAUCCAGUCAGUUCCUGUUGCUGAAGUUCUUGAUACAGAAGGAAGCAUUCAGAACUUUUUUAGAAAAUAUGCACCGAGUGAGACUGGUCCUAAUGGGAUAAGUGCUGAAGUUAUGGACACUUACGUUAAAAGCUGUGCUGGCUAUUGUGUGAUUACAUAUAUACUUGGAGUUGGAGACAGGCACCUGGAUAACCUUUUGCUGACAAAAACAGGCAAACUGUUUCACAUAGACUUUGGAUAUAUUUUGGGUCGGGAUCCGAAGCCACUUCCUCCUCCAAUGAAACUGAAUAAAGAAAUGGUAGAAGGCAUGGGGGGCACGCAGAGUGAGCAGUACCAGGAGUUCCGUAAACAGUGUUACACAGCGUUUCUCCACCUUCGAAGGUAUUCUAAUCUGAUCUUGAAUUUGUUUUCCUUGAUGGUAGAUGCAAACAUUCCAGACAUUGCUCUUGAACCAGAUAAAACUGUGAAAAAGGUUCAAGAUAAAUUCCGUCUAGACCUGUCUGACGAGGAGGCGGUGCACUACAUGCAGAGUUUGAUUGAUGAAAGUGUCCAUGCUCUCUUCGCUGCUGUGGUUGAACAGAUUCACAAGUUUGCUCAGUCUUCAAGUCUUCAGUAA
Molecule: messenger RNA, 2535 nt
Organism: Chrysochloris asiatica (Cape golden mole)
Lineage: Eukaryota; Metazoa; Chordata; Mammalia; Afrosoricida; Chrysochloridae
Gene: PIK3C3
Product: phosphatidylinositol 3-kinase, catalytic subunit type 3
Exons: 24
Coding region: 1-2535 (844 amino acids)
Biological process (GO): phosphatidylinositol-mediated signaling; phosphatidylinositol-3-phosphate biosynthetic process; autophagosome assembly
Cellular component (GO): peroxisome; phosphatidylinositol 3-kinase complex, class III, type II; cytoplasm
Molecular function (GO): 1-phosphatidylinositol-3-kinase activity
Source: RefSeq, a predicted model, not a curated record